CAAACACACUGUGACUUCCCCCCUGUGACCCCUCUCUCUCCUUCUGUCCCUGCAGCUCUGUUCUCAGAGAAGGUGAGGAACAUGUCACCUGACGAGAUCAGGACCCCCCCAGAGCCUCCAGGACGAUGCUCCAGCCAGCUGCAGGAGAAGAUCCACAAACUGUAUGAGAGGAAGCUCCAUGGAGACUUCGACACAAACAGCCACAUCCAGAAGAAGAAGGAGUUCAGAAACCCCAGUAUCUACGAGAAGCUGAUCCAGUUCUGUGCCAUCGACGAGCUGGGCAUGAACUACCCCAAAGAAAUGUUCGACCCCCACGGCUGGUCAGAGGACUCCUACUACGAAGCUCUGGCCAAAGCUCAGAAGGUGGAGAUGGACAAGCUGGAGAAAGCCAAGAAGGAGCGCACCAAGAUCGAGUUCGUCACCGGAACCAAGAAGGGGACCAACCCGUCCAGCACCGCCGCCUCCACCACCAGCAGCAGCAGCACCAGCACCGCCACAGACGCCCAGAAGAGGAAGAGCAAAUGGGACUCUGCCAUCCCCGUCACUCUGGCCCAGCCCGCCCUCAUCACCACCUCUGCCACCCUGCCCUCCGUGGUCUCCGUGACGACCACGGCCAGCGGCACCAAGACCACGGUCAUCUCUGCGGUGGGAACCAUCCUGAAGAAGGCCAAGCAGUGAUCAGCUUCCUCGAACCCUCGUUCACUAAAGACAGUCGGGUUCUCCUCCCGGUUCUGUGGACCGGUCCAGCUCCUGUUUUUAUCUUUGUACAUACGUGUUGGUGGGAAUAAACGGAUGAGAUGUUUCUUUUCA
Molecule: messenger RNA, 810 nt
Organism: Oryzias melastigma (Indian medaka)
Lineage: Eukaryota; Metazoa; Chordata; Actinopteri; Beloniformes; Adrianichthyidae
Gene: sap30bp
Product: SAP30 binding protein
Exons: 6
Coding region: 82-678 (198 amino acids)
Biological process (GO): regulation of DNA-templated transcription
Cellular component (GO): nucleus
Source: RefSeq, a predicted model, not a curated record